AUGCCAAAAACAAAUGAAAAGGACGAUGGACACACUGUAAUGCCAAGGGAGAAAAAAUCUCAAAAAAGAAACAUAAAGAAAGCUGAUAAACCAACCGUUGAUGACGCUGUCACAUGCUUACAUUCACCUGAACAUUCGCCGAAACGCCAAAGAAGGAGAAAAGAAAGAACCAAGGAGCAGACUAAAGAGGCCACAAGUUUCAAGACAAAGAGCGUUGACGCUGCACCAACGACCAUUAUGAUCAACGUACCACCACGAGGUGCACCUGGAGCACCAGUAUCGCCUCCAUUAGCUGGAGGUCCUGCACCAGGGGCUCCGAUUCCAGGGGCCCCAGUUCCGGGCGCCCCAGUGCAAAAGUGGGUUCAGCGCGCUCUGGACAUGGGCGUAGAUGCUUUGCGUGCGGAAUAUAGAAGCCUCGCUCGAUAUACACUACCAGAAAUGACGGUCGAUGCCUUCAGAGCCAAUCAAGAAUAUCAAGAUGUACCGUGCCAGGAUCAGCACCGCGUUGUACUUAAAUGGCAUCGUGCAGCCACAGAUUACAUUCACGCCAACUAUGUGGGGACGCCGGUCGCACAAAGGCGGUUCAUACUUACACAAGGACCACUGGAAGCGACAGUGAACGAAUUCUGGCAUAUGGUACUGCAAGAAGAGGCGGAAACAAUCAUUAUGCUCUGUAAUUGCAUCGAGACGGGUAAAUACAAGUGUCAUCCCUACUGGCCUGAUAAAACGGGUGAAGUGAAGCAAUUCAAUGGUGUCGAAAUCCUCAAUGUGCAGACUAGAGUGCUUUCACCUGAAGAGGUGACCGUGAUGGUAUGCAUUUUGAAUGUGAAAUUCAAUAAAGCCGAUAAUACAAUGGAAACGAGGGAAAUUCGACAUUACCAGUGGAUGGACUGGCCGGACAGAGGUGUCCCACCGCUGAAGCUCACGAGCAUGGAGCUUUUGUCACGAGUUCGUGGUACAAGCAAGCCUAUAGUGGUGCACUGCUCAGCUGGUAUUGGACGUACAGGCACAAUUGUCGCUAUCGAAUAUAUUCUGGAAAGGAUGCAAGCGGGACAUGAAUGUGCAGCCAUGAAUGAUCUGUUGAAAGAACUGCGGAAUCAGCGUGCAUAUACAAUUCAGAAUGACUUGCAAUACCUAUACAUUCACCGAGUAAUGUUGUGCUAUUUUCUUGAGAAGCACAGGAAUAGGUAUGAAUCAAUUCUUACGGAAGAAAACAAGGCGAAAUACAAGAAGUUUGUUGAAGAUUACAAUCAGGCAACUGGUACCUAA
This is a messenger RNA of Cooperia oncophora, 1269 nucleotides long. The record is from the annotation of a GenBank genome assembly. NCBI's taxonomy places the organism in Eukaryota, Metazoa, Nematoda, Chromadorea, Rhabditida, Trichostrongylidae.